Quercus robur (English oak) is the source of this 2785-nucleotide messenger RNA. RefSeq lists its product as uncharacterized. The transcript has 13 exons. Gene Ontology annotation, molecular function: protein serine/threonine kinase activity; ATP binding. Gene Ontology annotation, biological process: peptidyl-serine phosphorylation; intracellular signal transduction. The coding region runs from base 228 to 1775 and encodes 515 amino acids. The record is from RefSeq and is a predicted model, not a curated record. Lineage: Eukaryota; Viridiplantae; Streptophyta; Magnoliopsida; Fagales; Fagaceae.
UUUAUUUUUAAAUAUUAAAAACAAAUUUCUUUUGAAAGAAAUUUUCCUUGUUAGCAAGGAUAAGAGUACACAAAAAGUCACAAGGUGGGGCUGGUUGUUGUGACAGUUAAAGUGUUAGUUUGCAUGUGAAUGAGUUUUCCAUGAAUUUCAAUUCCUUGCUCUUUCUCUGCAAUUCCUGCCAUUAGAAUUGGAAGAAGAAUGCAACAUUGUGAUUGAAUGCGAGAGUGAUGGAUUCUGCAAGGAGUUGGUUUAAGAAAUUCCAACCUAGAGUGAAAACUGAACCCUCCAAGAAGGAAACGGAAAGUGUGAAUGAUGCAAAUAAGUCUGUGAAUGAUGAAGUACCUUCAGAUGCAGCACAACAGAGGGCAGCAGCAGCCAAGCAGUAUAUUGAGAACCAUUACAAGUCCCAAAUGAAGUGUUUGCAAGAUAGGAAGGAGAGGCGCUGGAUAGUGGAGAGAAAGCUUGCUGAUGCUGAAGUUUCGAAGGAAGAGCAAAUGGAUAUUCUGAAAUAUUUAGAGCAACAGGAGACAGAAUAUAUGCGCCUUCAAAGACAUAAGAUGGGUGUUGAUGAUUUUGAACUUUUGACCAUUAUAGGAAGGGGUGCAUUUGGGGAGGUGAGACUUUGCAGAGAGAAAGCUACUAGGCAUGUUUAUGCAAUGAAGAAGCUGAAGAAAUCUGAGAUGCUCCGCAGAGGCCAGGUGGAACACGUUAAAGCUGAAAGAAAUCUUCUUGCGGAAGUUGAUAGUACUUACAUUGUCAAGCUCUACUGCUCCUUUCAAGAUGAUGAUUUUUUGUAUCUUAUAAUGGAAUAUCUUCCUGGUGGUGACAUGAUGACGUUACUAAUGCGCAAAGAUACCUUGAGUGAGGAUGAGGCCAGGUUUUAUGUUGGGGAGACGGUCCUUGCCAUCGAGUCUAUUCACAAGCACAACUACAUCCACAGGGAUAUCAAGCCUGAUAAUUUGCUGCUUGACCGUAAUGGCCAUAUUAAGCUUUCGGAUUUUGGGUUGUGUAAGCCCUUGGACUGUAGUAGUUUUCCGAAUCUUAGUGAGAAUGACCAUGGAGUGGGAAGGAAUUUCAAAUCUUCAUUGGAGAGUAGCAGCCAUUCUAAUUUGCAUUCUGCACCAAGGCGGACCCAACAGGAACAGUUAUUGCAUUGGCAAAAAAACAGGCGAAUGUUGGCUUAUUCAACAGUGGGAACACCAGACUACAUUGCCCCAGAAGUACUACUGAAGAAAGGAUAUGGAAUGGAGUGUGACUGGUGGUCUCUUGGAGCAAUCAUGUAUGAGAUGCUUGUGGGUUUUCCACCAUUCUAUUCUGAAGAACCAAUGUCAACAUGCAGAAAGAUCGUAAACUGGAGAACUCAUUUGAAAUUUCCUGAAGAAGCUAAGCUGUCUACUGAGGCCAAAGAUCUUAUUUGCAAGCUUCUCUGCAAUGUUGAGCGAAGGCUUGGGACAAAAGGAGCUUUUGAAAUAAAAGCACACACAUGGUUUAAAGGAUUACAGUGGGAUAGAUUAUAUGAGAUGGAAGCUGCUUUCAUUCCAGAGGUUAACGAUGAGUUAGAUACUCAGAACUUUGAGAAGUUUGAAGAGUCAGCGGCCAUGGAACAAUCUUCAUCAAUGGAACAAUCUUCAUCAAAAUCGGGUCCAUGGAGAAAGAUGCUUCCAUCCAAGGAUGCAAAUUUUGUUGGUUAUACGUACAAGAAUUUUGAGAUCGUGAGCGAGGAUCAUAUACCUGGCAUUGCAGCCCUUACCAUGGUUGUCAAAAUCGCGAUCUGAAUUGUAGGAUCGCAUGAUUUUACAAUCCUACCUCACCAAAAUGUUUAGAAUCGCACAAGGAUCAUAAAAAUUGUAGGAUCGCAUGUAGGAUCGUGUUGGAUCAUAGGAUCGUAUGGGAUCCUACCAAUCCUACCAAAACGUACAAAUCAGUUUUUUUAUUUAUUUUUUAUUUAUUAUUAUUAUUUUUUUAAUUUCAUCUUUAUAAGUUGUAAUUUGUAAUCUCAAGACUAAGACAUUGUACUUCAUAAAUGUAUCAACUAAGUGGUGGGACUCAUAUGGAGAUGACUUUUUUGAAUUGAAAAUUUUUGCUAUUAGAAUAUUGAGCUUAACAUAUAGCUUUUCAGGUUGUGAAAGUAUUUGGAGUACAUUUGGAAUGGUAAGACCAAAUGACUUUGGUAUGUUAUCCCUCAGUUGAGAAUUCUCUAUUAAAAUUGGUACAACUUAAAGUGCACUAAAAAAGGAGAAAAUUGUUUAAACCAAAAAAAAAAAAAAAAAUGAAUGAGUUGGUAUUUGUUAUGUAAAACUUGAAGAUAAAAGAGAAAAUACUUAAACCAUCAAGUGAAAAAGAAGAAAUUGGUUUGAAGAACUUGUCUUCAAAUGAUGAGUGGUUAGCAAAGUGUGUCGACCAAAAAAUGAUGGUACACAUUUUGAUGAAGAUAAUGAAGUAAUAAUUUUAAUGCCUUCCUUUAUAGAUUAAAAAAAAAAAAAUAAAAGGUUACGUGUGUAUAGUGUGAAUGUGUGAUCACUAUUGUAUCAUUUGGUUAUUAAUGUUAGGGAUGAUAAGGGUUCAGGAGUUGCUACGGAAGGAAAAAAGUGUGCUAGUAUUUUGGUACUUGGUUGGUUUCUAAUUAAACAUUCACUAAACUUUUUAAAUACAUUGCAUUAAAACUUAAAUAUAUUUAUUUCAUUAGUAUAAAUGUAGCGAUGUAGGACAUGCAAAUUACAUCAUAUGAUUAAAAUCUUUAUUUUCUUUUAUUGAAGAUUCAUAAUUUACGUGAUUAUUCAAUAUA